AUGCCAGCGACUAGGAGACUGAAGCAAACCGCGCGCAAGAGCACUGGUGGCAAAGCACCGCGUUUGCAACUGGCAAUGAUGUGUGCCUCGGGGCCUGCGUAUGCCGAUCAGAUCUUCGCGAGAGCACCGCGGGAACGAGACAGGGUCAUCAAGUUGAAAUCGAACGAUGAUAAAGAGUAUCUCGAUCGGAUGCGCGAUCUGCGUGCUGCUACCGAGCUUGUUAUGAGCGUUCUCGCUUUGAGGAGCGCCGGAGACCGGGCAGUCUCCUGA
Peniophora sp. CBMAI 1063 is the source of this 270-nucleotide messenger RNA. The record is from the annotation of a GenBank genome assembly. NCBI's taxonomy places the organism in Eukaryota, Fungi, Basidiomycota, Agaricomycetes, Russulales, Peniophoraceae.